AUGGAGAGCCCGGCCCCCGGUGCCCGGUGCCCGGUGCAAGAGCAGCGUGCCCGUUGGGAGCGGAAACGCGCCUGCACUGCCCGGGAGCUGCUGGAGACAGAGCGGCGCUACCAGGAACAGCUGGGGCUGGUGGCCACGUACUUCGUGGCAAUUUUGAGAGCCAAAGGCACCCUGCGACCACCAGAGCGCCAGGCCCUCUUUGGUGCUUGGGAACUCAUUUACGGCGCCAGCCAAGAGCUGCUUCCCUACCUCGAAGGAGGGCGCUGGGGGCAGGGGUUGGAGGGCUUCUGCAACCACCUGGAGCUCUACACCCAAUUUGCUGCCAAUGUUGAGAGGUCCCGGACCAUCCUGCAGGAGCAACUAAAGAAGAACAAACAUUUCCGGAGAUUUGUACGACUUCAGGAAGGUCGCCCUGAGUUUGGGGGCCUUCAGCUCCAGGACCUGCUCCCUCUGCCUCUGCAGAGGCUCCAGCAGUAUGAGAAUCUUGCUGUUGCUUUGGCUGAAAACACAAGCCCCAACAGCCCUGAACACAAACAGCUCACAAGGGCUGCCCAGCUGAUAAGUGAGACUGCCCAGAGAGUUUACACCAUCGGUCAGAAACAGAAGAAUGAACAGCAUCUCCAGCGCAUCCAGGCUCUGCUCAGUGGACGGCAAGCAAAGGGGCUUAUCUCAGGUCGCUGGUUCCUACGCCAGGGAUGGCUAUUGGUGGUGCCUCCCCGAGGGGAGCCUCGGCCCCGAAUGUUCUUCCUCUUCUCUGAUGCACUCCUCCUGGCCAAGCCUCGACCCCCAUUGCAUCUGCUGCAGAGUGGCACCUUUGCCUGCCGGGCCCUCUACCCAAUGGCCGAGUGUCAACUCCACAGGGUCUUUGGCCACUCAGGAGGCCCUUGUGGUGGACUGCUCAGUCUGUCCUUUCCCCAUGAGAAGCUACUGCUUAUGUCCACAGACCAGGAGGAGCUGUCGCACUGGUACCACAGUCUGACUUUGGCCAUCAGCAGCCAGAAGAACUAGAGGAAUCUUAAAAAUUCCAGAGUCCAGGAUACUGUGGGGAUAGGUCAGCAUCAGG
Molecule: messenger RNA, 1063 nt
Organism: Budorcas taxicolor (takin)
Lineage: Eukaryota; Metazoa; Chordata; Mammalia; Artiodactyla; Bovidae
Gene: ARHGEF39
Product: Rho guanine nucleotide exchange factor 39
Exons: 9
Coding region: 1-1008 (335 amino acids)
Biological process (GO): positive regulation of cell migration
Cellular component (GO): plasma membrane
Molecular function (GO): guanyl-nucleotide exchange factor activity
Source: RefSeq, a predicted model, not a curated record